Vespa mandarinia (Asian giant hornet) is the source of this 2162-nucleotide messenger RNA. RefSeq lists its product as uncharacterized. The record is from RefSeq and is a predicted model, not a curated record. Gene Ontology annotation, biological process: negative regulation of DNA-templated transcription. Gene Ontology annotation, molecular function: transcription coactivator binding. Lineage: Eukaryota; Metazoa; Arthropoda; Insecta; Hymenoptera; Vespidae.
UGUCGAGUAUUGGUGGGGGUAGUGAGCCUACCUCUCGUGUCAAACGGGUUGGACUUCGUGUGUCCGCCCGCAUACCAUUAGAUUUCCAUCGUUUUCAAUGAAAAUACAUGUGUACGGUAUUAUUAUAAAGUGAAAAAUAGUUCGUCUCAAUGGUUUUAGUUUACGUUUAUCUAAGCAUCAUUGUAAUCGUUUUGGCUGAGACUUCUAUUGACCAUUUGCGUAAACAAAGGAGGUAAAGGUCAUCGAGGACUAUCCAAAAGCUAGCGUGCGAAGGCCAACUAACUACGUUUCCUUUUAAGAGGCGCGCCAAUUUUCGCGCCUUUCUUGUCAUAAGAAGAGAAAGAGAAAGGGGUUAGGGAGGUGGAAAGAAGAAGAAAGAAAGAAAAGCAAGCUAUAGAGGGAAAGAAGAAAGAAGGAGAGAGAAGAGACGUUCGCAAUCGUCUGUGCAAAGAAAAAGUGAAAAAUUAUCGAAAGUGAUAUGUCGGCCCUUGAGAGUGCAUUGGAUGUCCUAUCCAGAGCGGCAACGAUGGUACAAGAAGAAGAGAUUCGUGAGAAUGGAUAACUCCAGUAGACGAUGAAUCGAUCGCAGCUCUAUCGAAGCAUAAAUCUGUGGCAACGACAGCCAUAGUCAUGCGGGUUGUCUGGCUAAAUGAUAAACAACCACUACGGUCUGACUUGAGAGAAGAUAUUUAUUUUUAAGGAGGACCAAAGUCAAUGGAUUUGCAUCGUAGGCAAAGCAGCACGAGGCGUAAAGAACGCCGAAUGGAUCCUAUUCAAAACGAAGCACUCGAUAUGUCUACGAAUAAAACCGUCACUACGACGUACCUCAGACCCAGUGUGAUUAUAUCUUCUACGUCGCAGCCUGUAAGGACAAAUAAUUGGGAUACGAUAAAUAGGUCUCAAUCAUCGUCGACGUCUGACACCGGUAAUGUUAGAAAAACGUGCAGUAUUUAUGAUUCUGCAAUAGACGAACAUUUUAAACGAUCGUUAGGUCCAGAAAAAUAUGCGGCAGUUUUUCAUGCUACCGGAGCCGAUAAAGAAGUCGGUUUGAGCGUUGACGAUCACUUUGCAAAAUCGUUGGGUGAUAAAUGGACAACAUUGAAGGAACCAGUGGAUCCAAGGACCUCGUCUAAUCACGUUUCAGUUCCCACGAGAGACAUCAAUUCGUUUCCUUCCUUUCACUGUUGCCCUUCUUGCGUUUUCCCCGAUAAAGUCGGGCCACCGUAAUGGAACUUCUUCGCUUUGAUUCGUUAUACGGAAGGGUAGAACUGUUAUACAUUACCCGUACACUAAAUAUUUUAGAGAAUGAAUUUUUCAUAUAGUGUAUAUAGUAGAAUAUUUUGAUAAGUCGCGUAUUUGUUGAAGUUAUUAUUUUCAUUGUUAACUCUCGUGCAAAAGUAAAAAAGUAUUUAUUAAACUUGUCGGUGAACGACUUGUAUAUGUAUUUAUGUAAAUAAUUGCAUAUAUUGCUCACGCACUUAGUGUAUAUCACAAUAUAUAUACUCAAACGUGUACACACACACACACACACACAGAGAGAAAGAGAGAGCAUAUGCAUACACAUUUACACACAGAUACAUAACUCUGACAACGAAAAAAGUAGUAUAUAAAAGGAGCACUGCACAAUUAAACGUACAAAUAAUAUACGUUUUAUCCGUCGUUAGAUUAAAUCACGAAUCGUAUGUUGGAGAGAUACAAUUUAGAAUAUACAAAAGAACAGUUUGUAUAUCUAUUGCUGACCUAUCAGGUAUUGUUCAAACAUUAAUCACGUUCGCGAUACAAAAUAAUGCUUCGUUAAUAGAUGCCGGAGGUUGUAGUUUUCUUCGUCAUACCCAAAAACUUGUCGUUUGAACGUCGAAAAUGUAGAUUAUUUAAAAGGAGGAGUACUGAUUUCAAAUGGUGCUAGGAAGUCCGACACAAACCCCAGCACACAUAGAAGUCAGUGCUUCUAUCCUUUUAUCCUUUACGAUGUUAUAUCUUCCUCAUAAAGAUAUAUUUUUUCAUAAAAACAGUAAUUUCUAACGAAAUGACACUCCUCACAAAUUCCAUAUCAUUUCCAUUUUAUAUCAUAACGCGAAAUAAAAGGAAAUGAUUGAAACGUUAUCGUCGUCGGGUUGUAUGUGAAUAAAUAAAUAAAUAUUCAUUUGAGUAGCUUUUAUAUA